This is a messenger RNA of Penicillium maclennaniae, 1407 nucleotides long. RefSeq names its product glycosyltransferase family 69 protein. The transcript has 2 exons. NCBI's taxonomy places the organism in Eukaryota, Fungi, Ascomycota, Eurotiomycetes, Eurotiales, Aspergillaceae. The coding region runs from base 1 to 1407 and encodes 468 amino acids. The record is from RefSeq and is a predicted model, not a curated record.
AUGACCAAGAUAACAGCGUACCCGCGCACUUUUCGCCGGGUGCUAGUGCGCCACCGAAUUCUCCGCUACUUACUGCUCGCCUUUAUCGCAUGGAACCUAAUCGAGCUCCUUUUGAUCCUACGCCGUAUUUCCGAAAUAGACGUUAUUUAUCGGGAACGCCCCCGCAGACAAGAACGCAUCUAUAUUGCCAGCGUGAAUUGGAAUAAUGAGAUCAUUCUCCGAAGCCACUGGAGUCAAGCCGUGCGGGAUCUGGCGUGGAAACUCGGUCCGGAGAACGUAUAUAUCAGCAUCUAUGAAAGCGGCAGCUAUGAUAAUACCAAGGGCGUGUUGAUGGAUCUCGAUGCGGACUUGGAGCGCCUCGGCGUACCUCGGACUAUCACGCUAUCGUAUGUGACUCACGAGGAUGAGAUCAAUGCACCACCGAGUGGUGAGGGCUGGAUUGUCACGCCACAAGGGAAGAAGGCAGUGAGACGAAUCCCGUAUUUAGCACGGGCACGGAAUCUGAGUCUCGAACCACUCUAUGAGCUGGCUAAGCAGGGAAUCACAUUUGAUAAGGUUCUGUUUCUCAAUGAUGUGGUGUUCACACCAAAUGAUGUCUUCGAAUUAUUAGAUACCAACGACGGCGACUACGCCGCAGCCUGCUCAAUGGACUUCUCCAAACCACCUCACUACUACGACACCUUUGCUCUGCGUGAUGCCAGCGGGCACGAGGCCGUUAUGUCUACAUGGCCCUUCUUUCGUGACUCUGUGUCCCGUCAUGCUAUGAAAAGCAUGUCUCCGGUUCCAGUAAAAAGCUGUUGGAAUGGAAUGGUCGCCAUGCCAGCCGCUCCGUUCAUAAGCGAAACCCCAUUACGCUUCCGAGGAAUUCCAGACUCUCUCGCGGCGUCACAUCUCGAAGGUUCCGAAUGCUGUCUGAUUCACGCGGAUAACCCGUUGACAGCUCAACACGGCGUCUAUGUUAAUCCUCUGGUGCGAGUCGGAUACAGUGGGCCGGCUUAUGUGGCCGUCAACCCGAUGAUCAACUGGCUUUCGCCGAGGACAAUCUUGCAGGGACUGUGGACGAAUCGACUUCGACGUUGGACUAGCUCUCCCUGGUUGAAGGAGAGAAUUGUUUCGAAUCGUGUUGCUCAAUGGGCUGGCUUGUCUGAUGAGAACCGUGAACUUGGACAAUUCUGCAUCAUCAAUGAGAUGCAGAUCCUUCACCCUUGGGGAUGGGUCAUGUAUAGUAUUUUGCACAAAGUGAUAUUUAUACUGGAACAUAUUCAUUUGAACAAUGGCAGGGAGACUCGAUCUGCACCACUAAUGUCCUCGCUCCAUCUGCUCGACAACUUUGGGUCGCUUCUCUUCCCAUUCAUCCCAAACAAUGGAAAACACGGCAGUAUGUCUUCCUAUCGCUUCCCCCGAUGA